Messenger RNA from Agelaius phoeniceus (red-winged blackbird), 1604 nucleotides. RefSeq names its product G protein-coupled receptor 3 (gene GPR3). NCBI's taxonomy places the organism in Eukaryota, Metazoa, Chordata, Aves, Passeriformes, Icteridae. Gene Ontology annotation, biological process: G protein-coupled receptor signaling pathway. Gene Ontology annotation, molecular function: G protein-coupled receptor activity. Gene Ontology annotation, cellular component: membrane. The record is from RefSeq and is a predicted model, not a curated record.
AUGAUGGAGAAAGGGCCCCCCAACUCCAGUGAAGGCCAGCAAGGCUGGUUCUCAGCCAGGAAUGGCAGCGGCAGCUCCUUGGACCUGGAGUCUGUGGUGCAGCCCCUCGCCUUGAACCCGUGGGAUGUUGUCCUCUGCAUCUCGGGGACCAUCAUCUCCUGUGAGAACGCCAUCGUGGUCGUGGUCAUCUUCUACACCCCGGCCUUCCGCGCCCCCAUGUUCCUCCUGAUCGGCAGCUUGGCCACCGCCGACCUCCUGGCGGGCGUGGGGCUGAUCCUGCACUUUGCCUUCGUGUACUUCAUCCCAUCAGAGGCCGUCAGCCUCCUCACCGUGGGGCUGCUGGUCGGCUCCUUCACGGCCAGCGUCUGCAGCCUGCUGGCCAUCACCAUCGACCGCUACCUGUCCCUCUACAACGCCCUCACCUACUACUCGGAGCGGACGGUCACCAGGACUUACAUCAUGCUGAUGCUCACCUGGGGAGCCUCCAUCUGCCACGGGCUGCUGCCCGUCCUGGGCUGGAACUGUCUGGCGGAGCCGUCGGCCUGCAGCGUGGUCAGGCCGCUGACCAAGAGCCACCUGGUGCUGCUCUCGGCCUCCCUGCUGGCGGUGCUGGCGGCGAUGCUCCAGCUGUACGUGCAGAUCUGCCGGAUCGUGUGCCGGCACGCCCACCAGAUCGCCGUGCAGAGGCACUUCUUGGCCAGCUCCCACUACGGCACCAGCACGCGCAAGGGCAUCGCCACGCCGGCCGUCAUCCUGGGCACGCUGGCGUCCUGCUGGCUGCCCUUUGCCAUCUACGGGCUGCUGGGGGACUGCAGCUCCCCGGCGCUCUACACCUACGCCACGCUGCUCCCCGCCACCUACAACUCCCUGCUGAACCCCGUCAUCUACGCCUUCAGGAACCGCGAGAUCCAGAAGGUGCUGUGGGCCGUGUGCUGUGGCUGCGUCUCCCCCUCGCCGCCCUUCCGCUCCCGCUCCCCCAGCGACGUCUGACCCCCCAUCCUCACUCACCUUCACGUCACUGCAGCCACAGGGGGAUUUGCUCUCAUGCCCCCUUUUCAUGCAGGAGCUCUUGGAAACAAGCAGCUCUUCCCAGCCUCGUCCUUUUUGGGCACAACCCCUUCUUCUCCUCUAUUUUUCCACUUUUUGAAUAGAGAGAAAGACGUAUUUUUUAUCCAUAAUAUAAUCUAUAUUUAUGUGUGAGAGAGAGGGGGCUGAUCCUCAUAUUUUCUUUAAAACUAUUUAUGAUGCUUUAUUUUUUUAAGGGUGGGGAAACGCCAGGAACGUUCACCCCCCUCUUGUUUUUUUUACAGCCUUGUUAUUUACCUCAGAUAGUCAGAAUAUAUUUUAUACAUUUGGGGAAGGGGAGGAGAGACUCGUUGCCAGAGGAGGAGGGACUCAACCCCCUCCCCCCCUUCUCCAGCCGCCCAUUUAUUUAUUUAUCGGUAUUUGAAUUAUUAUUUAAUUUGAUUUCCAUGCCUCCCUCCCGCACCCAGUGCUGGGCCCUGCUGCCCUCUAGUGCUCGCUGCCUUCAGGAGGGGGGGCUGCCCGAGCCUCUGCACCCCCAAACCCACAAGUUUUGGGGUCCCCUGUGUGCUGCCACCCCC